AUGGUGAAGAGCCUCCUCCUUUUAUUCCAGACCAGGUUCGUGCAGGCGCAUCGGCCGAUCAUGCUCAUUCUCAAUCUAGCGUCCGCAGUUUUCGGUUACCAGAAGUGCGCGCUUCUUGUUGAGACUUCCUCAACCUUGAUGGGCGGGACGCUUUUUAAUCUGCUGAAUCCUCCCGCAACAGGUGGUGCCCCUGUCGUUCCUCUGAUUAGGACCAGGAUCCUGAAUGUGGGUGGAGGAGAGAGGACCCUAACAACCAAAAUGAAGCUCUCCUAUUGCGCCGCUGCCUUCCUCAUGCUUCUCCCACUUGAGGCCAUUGCAGGGAACUGCUACUUCUGCCAGAACGGUCACAAGGUGGGAGCUGUCUACCCAACCUACAAGUGCGGAAAGAAAUGUCAUAAGAAACACUAUGAUACCACUUUUAGCACAUAUCACUGCUGGAAAGAUGGCCGAAACCCUACCUGCUUCAAGAAUUGCUGCAAGAAGGCCGGUAGGGAUGUAGGUGUCUUGCGAGGCUUGUAA
Molecule: messenger RNA, 519 nt
Organism: Coccidioides immitis RS
Lineage: Eukaryota; Fungi; Ascomycota; Eurotiomycetes; Onygenales; Onygenaceae
Exons: 2
Coding region: 1-519 (172 amino acids)
Source: RefSeq, a predicted model, not a curated record